Molecule: messenger RNA, 498 nt
Organism: Staurois parvus
Lineage: Eukaryota; Metazoa; Chordata; Amphibia; Anura; Ranidae
Source: the annotation of a GenBank genome assembly
AACAAAAGAUCGAAGUUGCGUGAACAAGUUUUGGAGUCUGACCUUACUUGGAAGAAAAUAACUCAAUUUGUCACUGGCAUUGUGGACAAGGAGCAUGAAGCAAUAAACGAGGGUCUAAAAGAAAUAUUACAGGCUGCAAAACAGAUUGUGGGAACUGACCAUGGACAUGAGGCAAUUGAAAGUGCAGCCAUGUUCCUCUUCAAGACUUUCUAUGAUAAAGAAACUGUCGGUCACGAAGAAACCAAGGCCAUCAAACAGAUGUUUGGUCCUUUUCCAUCAACAUGUGCUACAGUAGCAUGUAAUGCCACAUAUAGAAUUGUGUCACUGCUGACUGAUGAACAGCUUAAGAAACUCUCACAACAUUUUCAUGAGAAAAACAUCGACGAUACAGCAUUCUUUGGGAAAAAUGUCAUAUUUUCUGUGGAAAUGUAUGAGCUUGAAGAGACCGGAGAUUUGCCACUAAAUGGCAGCAUUGAGGCAGAUAAUGAUAUUAGUCUA